This is a messenger RNA of Enhydra lutris kenyoni (northern sea otter), 2446 nucleotides long. RefSeq names its product sirtuin 2. Gene Ontology annotation, molecular function: histone deacetylase activity, NAD-dependent; NAD+ binding. The record is from RefSeq and is a predicted model, not a curated record. The transcript is spliced from 15 exons. The coding region runs from base 651 to 1853 and encodes 400 amino acids. NCBI's taxonomy places the organism in Eukaryota, Metazoa, Chordata, Mammalia, Carnivora, Mustelidae.
GGUUGGGGGGGGGUGUCGUUGCUAAGUGAUCCAUCUUGCUUGGUUGGUGGGUUUCUGGGCGCGAGCUUUUAAGUGUCCGUUUGCCACGUCCCCCAAGUUCCUAAUGAUCGCGUGUUUCUCGCACCUUGGUUGCUGAGGACCCUCGUUGCUAAGGACUUAGAUUGCCUUGGACCCGGUUGCUAAGGGUACCUGGUUGUUAGGGGGAACUGUAUGAUGCUAGGGAACCUUGGUGCCCCCCUCCUAUCUCUUCCCUCUAGUUCCUGUGCCCCUCCUGAACAUGCCAUCCCCACUGCGCCUCCUCUCCCAAACUUGUCUCUACUCAGAGUAUUUUCUUAUCUCCUCUAUUCCUUUUUAAACUUUCCCUCUGUUAGUAAACCUAACCCUCCCUGCACACAUACACACAAACACUAUUUCCUUCCUCACUUCUAAGUCUUUCUCCAUGUCCCGUAUGCUUUGCUUUCUCCUGCCUCUCUUAAACCUUCCAGUCCCAGCCUCCUUGUCCCUCACUGACCACUUCUGACAGCACUGUUUACUCUAACGCGGUCUGCUUUCCCCCAUGCCUUCCCUCCCUCCCAACCCAGUGUAAUUAGCUUGAUGGGCCUUCUUGCUCCCUGCCCCUCUGCUUUGAAGACCUUCAUUCCCACUUAACCAUGCCCCCCACUGUAACCACAUCUGCUCCCCCUCCUCCCCCAGCCUCUGACCCUCUGGAGACCCAGGCAGGGAAGGUGCAGGAGGCUCAGGACUCAGAUUCAGACUCUGAGGAAGGAGCUGCUGGCGGCGAAGCAGAGAUGGACUUCCUGCGGAACUUCUUCUCCCAGACACUGGGCCUGGGCACCCAAAAGGAGCGUUUGCUGGACGACCUGACCCUGGAAGGGGUGACCCGCUACAUGCAGAGUGAGCGCUGUCGCAGGGUCAUCUGUUUGGUAGGAGCUGGGAUCUCCACAUCCGCCGGCAUCCCUGACUUCCGCUCCCCAUCCACCGGCCUCUACGCCAACCUGGAGAAGUACCAUCUUCCUUACCCGGAGGCCAUCUUUGAGAUUGGCUACUUUAAGAAACACCCAGAGCCUUUCUUUGCUCUUGCCAAGGAACUCUAUCCUGGGCAGUUCAAGCCGACCGUCUGCCACUACUUCAUCCGCCUGCUGAAGGAGAAGGGGCUGCUGCUGCGCUGCUACACGCAGAACAUAGACACCCUGGAGCGAGUGGCGGGGCUGGAGCCCGAGGACCUGGUGGAGGCCCACGGCACCUUCUACACCUCGCACUGCAUCAGCCCCCUCUGCCGGCGGGAGUACUCGCUUAGCUGGAUGAAGGAGAAGAUCUUCUCCGAGGUGACUCCCAAGUGUGAGAAAUGUCACAACGUGGUGAAGCCUGACAUCGUGUUCUUCGGCGAGAACCUCCCAGCGAGGUUCUUCUCCUGCAUGCAGUCAGACUUCCUGAAGGUGGAUCUCCUCCUCAUCAUGGGCACGUCCCUACAAGUGCAGCCCUUCGCGUCCCUCAUCAGCAAGGCACCCCUCUCCACCCCACGCCUGCUCAUCAACAAGGAGAAGACUGGGCAGACUGACCCUUUCCUGGGGAUGAUGAUGGGCCUCGGAGGAGGCAUGGACUUCGACUCCAAGAAGGCCUACAGAGACGUAGCCUGGCUGGGUGACUGUGACCAGGGCUGCCUGGCUCUUGCCGACCUCCUCGGAUGGAAGAAGGAGCUGGAGGACCUCGUCCGGAAGGAGCAUGCCAGCAUUGACUCCCAGGCAGGAUCGGGGAGCCCCAGCCCCAACCCCAACACUUCAGCUUCUCCCAGGAAGUCUCCACCUCCCGCCAAGGAGGAGGCCAGGACCGCAGAGGGAGAGCGGCCCCAGUGACAGCUGUGGUUCCUGGGCAGAACUCCUGGGCAGAACUCUCGCAGAGCCCCUCCAGCCCUGGCCCCCUCUAACUUGCAGCUCUUGUCUGGGGAGCUCAGAACAUUGCCCUAGUCUCUUAACCACCCCCUCUCAAAACUGAGGUCCCGCCCCCUGACCCUGGCAAACCUCUAACAGCACCCAGGAGCUGAGGCCUGGGCAGCCCGGCUGUAACAGCCCGGAGUCUCUAACCACCUGCGGGGACGGGGAUCAACCUCCGCUAAUCUCUAACUGCUCCCAGGGCCAGGACUGCCUCUAAACUUCUAACUGUUCCUGACAGGGGCCCCAGGCCUCCCCAGGGCUCUCCAUGUCCUCUGCCGCUCCUAGGGGCCUGUGCCCAGGUUGGCCAAGUCUAACGUACCCUGGUGGAGUGUGGACCCUCCAAACCUAACACCCUCUGUGGGGAGCUGAGCCUGAAGGCCUCCCAAGUCUGGGCCUCCCACUCCCAAAGUGGGUGCUGGACCCGUUCCCUCUGGGACCCUCUUCCCCUGCCGGGAGGGGCUGACAAUGUUGCUCAUUGGAGACAAAUUAAAAACAAAAACAACUAACAAUCAACU